Molecule: messenger RNA, 1269 nt
Organism: Somion occarium
Lineage: Eukaryota; Fungi; Basidiomycota; Agaricomycetes; Polyporales; Cerrenaceae
Source: the annotation of a GenBank genome assembly
GGUCGACGGUGUAGAUGUGCAACAUUGUAUUUCUACUGCCGAAUCCAGUACCGUGCGUCAGACCAGGCGCCCGGAUGAGAGCAGGAGCCAGCCGGGACAUGCCGGUAGUCGGUCACUGGCAGCAUCAGUGACAGGCAUGGCAGAAGAAAUUAAAAUAUUGCUUCAUCUGCAAGCCUGACUUCGAUUGAAAUGCCAAUUCCCAACGUCGACUCCCUCUCUGGAGGUUCUCUCCUUCUCGCCUGGCAGCUCAAAGACAAGCAUGUAUUAAUCAUCGGUGGUGGCGACGUUGCAUCUGGUCGAAUUGAAUCUGUCCUCGUCGCAGACGCACGCAUCACCCUCAUUUCCCCGAGCCAAGGUCUCCAUCCACUAACCAAACAAUUUAUUGAUGCUACAGACCGAAUCACCUACUAUGAUCGUUCUUUCUCUGGUCCCGAUGAUCUCGAAGGUGUGGACAUGGUUCUCACCGCAAUAGACGAUGUCGACGAGUCGAGGCGUAUUUGUGCACUGUGCCGAGAGCGCAAGAUUCCCGUUAAUGUUGCGGACAUUCCUCCAUCAUGCGAUUUCUACUUUGGGUCACAAAUUCGUAGUGGUCCUCUCCAGAUUAUGAUAUCAACAAACGGGCAGAGCCCCAAGUUGGCAAACAUUAUCAGGAAGAGGAUUGAAAAGUGCUUGCCGGAGCAGGCAGGGGAGGCAAUUGAGAAGGUUGGGGAGUUGAGGAGCAAGCUGCGAGAGAGGGCUCCUGGUGUAGGCGGUCAGCUUGGAAAGAGACGGAUGCGGUGGAUGGUGGAUGUAUGCACAUCCUGGGAUCUCGAAGACUUGGCGCUACUGGAUGACGAGAUGAUGAACAAGUUGCUCGACGACGGAUGGGAGAAGAACGCGGUUCCGAAGCCAGAGGAUGUUGGUCUGCAGCACGGCUUACUCGAUUUUCAUUCGUGGACCUCGUUGGAAACAGUCUUGCCCACAUCUCUCGGUUUCCUGACUGGUGUCGCGCUUACAGUAGGAUUUCUCUUGACUCGAAGGAGAUCGUAGUUGUCGGAGCCGGAGGAAGCGAAAGGUUGGAGAUUGUAACAUUGGACGGUAGAACGAAUUGGAAGAAGUCAAAACAUAAUGAUCGGCCUGGAACAAUGCCCCCACUAGACGUAUAUAGCCAUUCUCUUGCAUCGGAACCACACAAAUUGACGCAUUUAUGACCAUAAUGACCAGUAAAAGAGCCAAAUCAUGCACACCGCAAUUGAAACUUGGCAGAUCUCCAUAAAGAAUGGAUAUUAG